Messenger RNA from Volvox carteri f. nagariensis, 2340 nucleotides. RefSeq lists its product as uncharacterized. The transcript is spliced from 6 exons. Gene Ontology annotation, cellular component: nucleolus. Gene Ontology annotation, biological process: maturation of LSU-rRNA from tricistronic rRNA transcript (SSU-rRNA, 5.8S rRNA, LSU-rRNA); ribosomal large subunit assembly. The record is from RefSeq and is a predicted model, not a curated record. NCBI's taxonomy places the organism in Eukaryota, Viridiplantae, Chlorophyta, Chlorophyceae, Chlamydomonadales, Volvocaceae. Gene Ontology annotation, molecular function: rRNA binding. Bases 81 to 1079 code for a protein of 332 amino acids.
CUUUUAUCUACUCUAUCUGGUGGUGCAGGUUUGUAUUUUAAAAGAAAGUGGGCUACGGCCCAGGUUGAACAGAAGGAGAAAUGCAGACGGAAGAUGCAACACCACUUGUACCUGGGCAAACAAAGCUUGUGAAGGCAAAGACGCGGAGGGGAAAGCGGUUCUUAGAAAGCCGGGCACCGAAGGCGAUUGAAGACGCGAAGCGAGCACUUUUCCUUUAUGGAAAUCAAACCAGCCAAAUCGUCAAGGAUGUGCUUACGGAUCUUUACCAAUUAAAGCGGCUAGAAGCACAAAAGUUUACGCGAAAGAAUGAAAAUAUUCGGCCGUUCGAGCCUGGCGGCGAAACCAGUCUGGAGUUUUAUUGCAGUCGCAAUAACUGCCCGCUGUUCGUCUUGGGAAGCCAUUCGAAGAAGCGGCCACAUAACGUCGUAAUCGGACGGCUGUUUGACUUUCAUCUUUAUGAUGCACUAGAGCUUGGUGUGGAGGAGUUCAAAGCCAUUCGAGAUUUCGGCGCCGCCGGCACCGGCGCCCAGCUAGGAAACAAGCCCUGCGUCAUUUUCGUGGGCGAGAAGUUCGAGAGCGUCCCUGCCCUGGCCCUGGCCAAGUCGCUGCUGCUGGAUAUGUUCCGCGGGGAGCCUGUGGACAAGAUCAACUUGGCGGGCAUUGAUCGGGUGCUCAUGGCGGUUGCUGAGGGCGACACGCGGCUACAGCUCCGACAGUACUCUAUCCGCUUCAAGAAGAGCGGCACCCGAAUCCCUAAGGUCGCGUUGACAGAGAUGGGUCCGCGCGUCGCCUUUAGCGUGCGUCGCUACCGCUUGCCACCCAGCGACCUCCAGCAGGACGCCAUGAAGCAGCCCAAGUUAGGGAAGAAGAAGGAGAAGAACGUGUCCUCGGACGCUCUGGACGGCAAGGUGGGUCGCAUCUACAUGCCCAAGCAGAACAUGGACACGCUGGGGCUGUCCAAGUACAAGGGAACGAAGCGGGAGCGUCGGGAGGGUGCCCGGGAAGCGGCAGAGGCCAGGAAGAGGCCAAAGGCAGCAAAGGCCGCCGCUGUGGCGGACGGUGGCGGUGACGCCGAGUGACGAAGGAACCUGUCCAACGAUGUUCGCUGUGGUGGCUAGUUCUCCAUGGAGAUCAAUCUUAGUUGGAGAGGUCAGCUAGUGCUCGACCUGUAGGAUAUCUGGCCGAGAAGGUGCGACCUGGACAUGAUCCUCGAAUGUUUCGUUUCUCUUGCAAGGGGUUGCCGUACAGACGGACCCUGACCUUUCACGGGAGGGUAGUGAGGUAGGUGGAUAGGACGGUUUUUUGUUGAGACAUAUGACCCAAGAUUUUUUUGUCCUGUGUUCUGCGCUGAUUGGGCGCCCCUGGGAAGUAGAGCAGCGACGACGUGCGUUUGGUGUGCGUACGUUGAGCGUGUGCGCGGAUAUGCCGGGGGGAAACCAGAAUGGGAACCAGAAGGACCGGAAAGACCGGAAGGACAUCAUCGCAAGGUCUCUUUUUGGGGGGCAAGGAGGAGGAAAGGUCACCUUGGGUGUAGAGGGGGUUUAUGGAGUAGAUACAGCCAGAGCGUGGGAAUGAGACGUUGCUUGGUGGUAAUUGUCGCGUUCCGGAGAAACAGGACCGGAAGAAACCCAAAUCCGAAUUUGCGGGAAUAUGCUAGCCUUCGAGUAGGGAACUGGGACACGGGUUGGAUGGGAAGCAGGGCCGCGUGCUUCGAUGAGUGGUUGCAAGUUGCAACGUGCUGAAGCACAGGCCGAUUGAGGCCGCUGGUGCUAACCAUCGCUUCUCAGGGUAAAAGAUUAGGGGGGACCGCGACAGACAACAAUAAUGACGACGGCAAGGACGAUGACAGCCAGUGCGUUUGUGCUCAUCGUGUGGGAAUAAUUGUUUUCUAUACACUGAUCGCCGUUUUACCCGCCACUGCGCCCCUCGCUGGCGCUGGUGCAGCGAACCCACAUGGGGACCCGACAACAUGUAGUACUGUGGACAUGAUGCUGGUAUGACGUGUUGGCAGCCUGCAAAGAAUUGCAAGUGGAUUUUAAUGAUGCGCUGGGCAGGGUUCUGUCGGUUUAUGCUAUGUCGGCUAUGACCGGGCUCAGCACAGUGCUGGCGAUCAGACAUCAAGGUUGGCGAGGGUGUACAUAUACGCCGACAGGCCUUUCCCUAGCUGGUGUCCUAGUCCGGUGUACAGGGACGUUUAAGUCGUCAUUUGAAUGACGAGAGAUGGCUGGAUGGCCGCAAUCAGGGUGCUUUCAGCAUUGGAAGGGAUAAGCAGUAGAUAGGUUGCCUCCUCCGGGGCGUAUGGCUUAGAACUGUAAAUUGAUGUAAAAUUUACAAACUGUU